This is a messenger RNA of Aureobasidium namibiae CBS 147.97, 1770 nucleotides long. RefSeq lists its product as uncharacterized. The coding region runs from base 1 to 1770 and encodes 589 amino acids. The transcript has a single exon. The record is from RefSeq and is a predicted model, not a curated record. Lineage: Eukaryota; Fungi; Ascomycota; Dothideomycetes; Dothideales; Saccotheciaceae.
AUGUCUUUGUCUCCAGAUGCGCAGGAUUUGCGCCUCUUCCAGUACCUUGCUCCGAACACCUUCAGUCAACUAUUGGCACAGAGCCCAAUCGCUUCCAAGUCCUUGAAGGUGAAGAUGCCGAGACAAGCCAUCGAUAGCGGACAUGAAGAGACCGAUUCCGACCCCUCGCCUCAUGCUCAGCCUCCUGCUUCAACUCCAUCGAUCAAGUCCGAGCCUCACAGUCAAUCGACCCGUGCUGAUAGCACCAUCCAAGAUGCUGCUCCAUACACAACUGGACCCGUCUCUGCCGAGGUCAUCGCAAUACCAGACGACGGUGAAGUACCUGAGAUUAGAGCCUCAUCACCAUUCUCCGCCGACGCCGACUCCGUUGAUCACGACUACAUGAGCGACGCCGAUCUUCCCGAGAAACUGUUCCGUGAAUACGAAGGUUAUGACAAACUAUCUCUUGUCAAAAAGAAGGUCUGGGAAACCGAGCGAGCAACAAAGUUCUUCCAAGAAGGCAAACCUAAGCACUUUGAGUGUUUAGAGCACCUGGUGAGCGGUAAGCCGUGUUCUACUCUCCAGGAGUAUCUUCCAUCAAGACUGGUAGCCCGCCCUGUCAUUUCCUCCUUCUUUGGCCACAACAAGGGAGGGUGGAACCAUGUUAUCAAGAGCGUGCGAGUGUUCUUGUGCAGAAAAUGCUACCAACGCCACGAAAACAGACUUCACUCGCACAUGGCUCCUGUUCAGCUACCUCUCUUGCGAGAAUUCAUCGACAGACUCGAGAGAUGGCGUCCUGGUUGUCUCCUCACGAUCCAGCUGCCAACUGCGAUUGAAGCAAAGGUGCAGAGAUUCAACAGAAAGAUGGAGGAAGAGGGAUCUGUGAGAAGUAUUGUAGCGGCAGAGCUCGAUGCUGAAGACUCGGAGGGUAAGAGUUCGAGAGCCGCCAACACACCUGUACUCAUCGCCAUCAAACUAGAGAACCGCUUUGGAGGCAUCAACAAGACCACAGCAGAUCUCCACAGUCUGUUGAAUUGGCUGGAUACCAAGUUGGCAGAUGGCACCAUUGAAGAUCUCCCAGCAUUUGAGGCUCUUAUUGAGGAGCGUCCACAAGACAAGGGACGCCUACAAGUUCGAAAGCAGGGUCGUGAUGCAUUCGCGAAGACACUGCUCAUGAGAGUGCCGACUGAACUUGCGUCUACCUCAGAGGCGGCCACCGAGUCGGAACACACGCCUACACACCGUCCUGCUAGAGCUGGUGCAAGGAAGAAGCCUCGUCAUGCCAACAGAUCCCGAGCCACCACCGUCGCUUCCUCCCCGAAAAUUCAGGCUGAUUUGCCGGCUACUCGUCAACCCACUGGUCCAGAUGCGACCGAAGAUAUUCGCAAGGGAGGAACUGCCAACAAUGCCUCCGCCCUGGCAGGACCCUCUGUUCGUCCGAAGAUCAUACUCAAGUUGAAGGGUAAGAAAUCCGUCAACGCCGAUCCCACAACCAUCAAAGCUCAACCACGCAUCACCAAGAAGCGCAAGCGUGUCACUGUUGCUACACAAGAAGGCGGCAAGAGCGAGGAGGAAUCGGCUGCUCCUGCCAAGAAGGCCAACCUUGCUGCAACAACGCAAUCCUCACCUGUCGAGGAAGUCGCAGACGUGCCUACAGUCAAGACUGUCAGUGACGGUCAGACUCAGGCAUCUGAGGAGCAAAAUUUGGAAGUCGUGAGCGGUGUCGCACACUUGGCUUCUUUGACAUUCGGCAACUUGGAAGUCAUCCUCGACUUCCCACCCGGUUCUUGA